UCCCUAACAGUAGUGAGCCUUCCAGUGUAGCCGGACUAGAACUAUUUAGGUUAGCCCUUCCAAGCGACCAGCCAUUCCAGUGAGGCUGUGGCUGUGGCUGCGGCUAACAGACCUGCGAAGUCAGAGUGCAAAGUGCGCAGAUGCUGCACUCCCCCACCCACUGCAUUACCCGAACCACCCACUUCCCUCCUUUCUAGAGCCCCCAAUCCAUCGGCACUAAUACCACCACUCCUUGGCUAGCCGCAGCUUCCCUUUCCAGAUCUAAGAGCGAGCGAGAGAGAGCGAGAGGAGCGGCGAGAGCGCGUAGAGAGUAGGCGCACACGAAGGAAGUUCUCGACGCCUGGAAGCUGCAGCCCGAAAAUUGUCCUGUUAGUACGGGAAAACUAUUGACAGGCGAAAGGUCUAAAGUUCACACAUAGGCUGGCAGAAAAAGCAGAUUAAUAGCUGAAAUCUGACGGGCCGAAUGGCUCAAGUUCAAUUGAAUGGGGGCAAUGCUGCGCAGAGCAACGGAAACAAUGUCGAGGAUAAUGAACCCUAUCAAAUAAGUGACGAUGACUUGGAUGACCUGGAUGAUGACUGCUUGCUGGAGGAGGCGGAGACCUCGGGGGGCGCCAAUAGCCUGGGGCGUGGUCCCUACGAGCGGGCUUGGACCACGGAGGCCACCAGAGCACUGAUCCACAUACGUGGUCCCAUGGAGGGAAGCUUCACCGAGGGCAGGCAAAAACGCACAGCUCUCUGGCUGCACUGCACUCGGCAACUACAGCGUUUAGGCUUUCGCUACUCCGCCGCCAAGGUCCAAAAGAAGUGGCACAACAUCCUGAUCACCUACAACAAGAAUCUGAACAAGAAAUACGUAUCCGGCUAUGUCCACUGGGAGUUCUUCGAGGAGAUGUUCAAGUAUUUGCAGGGAAAGAAGGCCGACUUUGAUAUGCAGCUGCCUCAGCAAACCUCAACAGUGGCACAAGCCCCCACUCCUACCAAUGGUCAAAUCCAAGCACAGGGACUUUCCCAGCAACCCAUGCAACUGCAACCCACUCCCGUUACCAUAAAACCGGGAACACCGCAAAUGCAGCAGCCAAUUCCAUCCCAGAGUAAUGCGGGUAAGGAGGGUCAACCAUACAUCACGCCCGUGGAUCAGGUCCUGCUGCAGGCUCAGAUGAAUCUGGACAGCAAGUCCAACGAUGAGUUCGACGAGGAUAGCAACAGCAUGUCGGAGGUGCGCCAACCCAAGAUGGAGUACGAUGGCGAUCAUGUGGCGGAGGCGGAGCGCACCAGCGAUAGUAGCCAGCAUCUGGAGGCCAAUGGCAAGCUCUACGAUCUGGCACGACCCAUGGGCUCGGCUCCUGGCAUCCCCGAUGACAUCUGGUGGAAGGACUACUUCGAGCGCAAACUGGACGUGGAGCGGGAGAAGAUGGAACUUCAGCGGAGUUUGCAGCGCGAACAGGUUCAGAUCCAGAAGAUGUCCCUCGUGCAGCAGGAACGGAUCGAGCGGAUGAAGAUCGAUGCCAUCAACAGUUUGACGGCCACGCUGCAGAAACUGGUGGAGGCCAAGUGCCGCAGGGCCUAAGAUAAAUCUGUUCCUAGUCCCAAUCCCUCCCAGAAACACUCGAUAACUUUAGGCUUCUAUUUAUGUGUAUCUAGUUGUGUGUGUAAAUACAAUUUCGGCCAACUAAG
This is a messenger RNA of Drosophila gunungcola (fruit fly), 1674 nucleotides long. RefSeq lists its product as uncharacterized. Bases 464 to 1567 code for a protein of 367 amino acids. The record is from RefSeq and is a predicted model, not a curated record. The transcript is spliced from 3 exons. NCBI's taxonomy places the organism in Eukaryota, Metazoa, Arthropoda, Insecta, Diptera, Drosophilidae.